AUGUCCAAUUAUGUUUUUAUUAUGAGUGUAGCUCUUGUUACUUGCUUUAUUGGUUUGUCAAUUAAACCUUCUCCUGUAUAUGGUGGAUUGUGUUUAAUUGUUGGUGGUUGUGUUGGUUGUGGAAUUGUGUUGAGUUUUGGUGGUCAGUUUUUAGGUUUAAUGGUGUUUUUGAUUUAUUUGGGUGGUAUGUUGGUUGUAUUUGGUUAUACUGCGGCUAUGGCUUCUGAGGAGUAUCCGGAGUCUUGGGGGUCUAAUUGGUUAGUUCUUGGGUUAUUAGUGGUUGGUAUUAUUAUAGAGUUGUUAUUAGUAUUUUGGUUAGGUAAUGAUGGUGAUGUGGAGUUGGUUGUUGAGUUUAAUAAUAUAGAGGAUUGAGUGGUUUUUGAAGGGGAAGAGAUUGGGUUGAUUAGUGAGGAUGGGAUGGGUGCGGCGGCUAUAUAUAGUUGUGCUGGGUGAAUAGUGGUAGUUGCUGGAUGAACUUUGUUUGUUAGUAUUUUUAUUAUUAUUGAAAUUACUCGAGGUAAUAGG
Nannospalax galili (Upper Galilee mountains blind mole rat) is the source of this 525-nucleotide messenger RNA. The record is from the annotation of a RefSeq genome assembly. NCBI's taxonomy places the organism in Eukaryota, Metazoa, Chordata, Mammalia, Rodentia, Spalacidae.